Heterobilharzia americana is the source of this 1092-nucleotide messenger RNA. The record is from the annotation of a GenBank genome assembly. Lineage: Eukaryota; Metazoa; Platyhelminthes; Trematoda; Strigeidida; Schistosomatidae.
CAAUACAUAAGUGCGCGUCACAAGUUUGUGACGUUAUAACAAUGUUACCUACGAGUUUGGUUGUUUUACUCCUACUGGCCUCCAGGUCUUUUGCCGAUGACGCUACCAUAUUAUCUGAGGAUGACCAGGCACUCCCGUUGGCUUCCGUAGCAAAUGAAAAUGAUGCAUACAAGGGAUCUCCUCUCGUUAGUGCCAUAAUGGCUUUCAGCAAACCCGCCUAUGGUCUGUACUCUGGACGACGUGAAAUAAAUUUACCUGUCGGGAAAACUUCGUCUGUUGUUGCAUCUUUGGUCAAUACUAACCCAAUCAAUGGAGAACAACAUUUUACACUAGAUUUCAUCGAAGGUGCUCUUCACUAUCCAAUGUACUAUGAUUACCACAUACAAAACUUUACAAAGCAGCGCCUUCAUAAGACAUUGGAACCUGGCCAAGAGGCUUCUCUGUACUAUAAAUUCAAACCAGCCCUUGAACUAGCUAGUCGAUCAUUCGACCUAUCCGUUGUUGUUUACUACCACGACAACAAUAAUGUUUAUUACGCCCAUAAGUUGAUCAAUCAAACAGUUAAUGUAAGUCCAUCCUGUUCUUAUGCUCCAAUAACCAUUUCUAGCUAUAUGAGAUCGAAGAAGGUGUAGACACUGAGUUGAUAUUUUUGGUCAUCCUGGUAAUCGCCCUAAGUAUCGCAGUACUAAUCGGUGCUUGGCAUUGGUUCACCUCAAUAGCUCAUCGCCGACAGCCUACCAAACAGUCUUCGAAAACCGUGGAGAAUGAUAAUGACAAUGUCGUGGAAAACGAAUACUUGGCGUUGGUCAACAGUACACCUCAAAUAAAAAGAGGUCGUUCUGAUCAAACAGUACGUCGACACCAAGGAAGACGAUAAGUGACCUGUUCACCCACAGACUCUAGUCAAAGGACUGCUGACUUUUUUUCAUGUGUACAUUCGGUUUUUGACAAAUGCUCAUGCAAAUAAUAUCUUUUAUAUUCCCUUUUUGUCCAUUGCAGUGUUUAAAACUAUCAUUUGACCCUAUUUACUUUUAGUUGUUCUUUUGUAAUACCAACUAGUUAUGUUAAUAAAGUUCGUUGCUGUGAUUCAAC